AUGGCAUCAGAAGUGAACGAGUGGUACAGGGGGAGGAAGGUGUUGGUAACCGGUGCUUCAGGGCUGAUGGGGAAGGUCUUGAUCGAGAAGCUUCUAUACAGCGUGCCGGACAUAGGGUGCGUGUACGCGCUCGUGCGGAGCAAACGUGGGAAAUCACCUGAAUCGCGGAUAGAGGAUAUGUGGAAACUACCUUUAUUCUCUAGAAUAAGAGAAGAGAAACCACAUGUCAUGAAGAAGCUUGUACCAGUUGUCGGUGAUAUAUUAUUUGAUAACCUGGGAAUAGAAAAAAAGCAACUGGAAGAAAUUUAUAAUGAGGUCUCAAUAGUAUUUCACUUCGCAGCCACUCUUCGCUUAGAAGCUCCUCUAAAAGAAGGCUUAGAGAUGAACACCAAAGGAACGCUUCGGGUACUGGAAAUAGCCAAAAAAAUGAACAAACUCGUAUCUUUCGUACAUCUAUCUACCGCUUUUUGCUAUCCAGAUUAUGAAAGGAUGGCUGAAAAGGUCCACGAUCCACCAGCCAACCCGCACCAAGUGCUGAGUGCCGCGAGCUGGCUCUCCGAUGAACAGCUCAACCUGUUAGCGCCCUCCAUGAUGCAGAAACACCCAAACUCGUACACAUAUUCGAAACGGUUAGCUGAAGCUCUUGUAAAGGAGAGCUACCCUGUAUUACCGACAGUUGUUGUACGGCCGAGUAUAGUAACUCCUGCCUACAAGGAGCCGACUCCAGGCUGGGUGGAUAAUCUUAAUGGACCCAUAGGAUUAAUGAUCGGUGCAGGUAAAGGGGUCAUCAGAAGCAUGCAUUGUUACGGUCACUACCACGCGGAAGUAAUCCCCGUGGAUAUCGCUAUCAAUGCCAUUAUUCUUAUCCCUUUCUACAUUAACACGAAGAUUGAAAGACCAGUAGACAUACCAGUUUUCAAUCUAACAUCAGGUGAUGAUCGAGAUACAACAUGGAAGGAAGUUUUGGACGUAGGAAAGGCAACAGUCCGCAAAUUUCCAUUCGAAGGACCACUGUGGUAUCCAAACGGAAACAUCAGACAUAAUAAACUAAUACACGAACUCUGUGUAUUCUUCUACCAUAUAAUUCCCGCCUAUCUUAUUGACUUUUUAAUGCUUAUCUUUGGUCAAAAAAGAUUUAUGGUGCGCAUACAGAAUCGGAUUUCAGUUGGUUUAGAGGUGCUUCAGUACUUUACUACGCGGGAAUGGUGGUUUGAUACCCAUAACUUUAAAGCGUUAUCAACUAAACUGAACCUAACCGAUUUUGCCACUUUUCCUAUGAAUCUAGCAAUAAUUGAAGUCGGUCCUUAUAUUGAGACCUGUAUGAUAGGCGGAAAAUUAUUCUGUCUUAAGGAGAAAUUGGAAAAUCUACCAAAGGCAAGGUUCCAAAAUAAUAUAUUAUUCCUUCUGGAUCUCCUGGUGUCCAUAUUUUUUUAUUUGCUGUUGAUAUAUUGGAUGGUUCUGCUGUUCGAACCUCUGCGUCAAUUAUUAUCGUACGGCGGUCCUUUUGUAAAAUUUUUACCAUUAGUUGGGAAAGCUGUUUUCAAAGAACAGGAU
This is a messenger RNA of Brenthis ino (lesser marbled fritillary), 1554 nucleotides long. NCBI's taxonomy places the organism in Eukaryota, Metazoa, Arthropoda, Insecta, Lepidoptera, Nymphalidae. The record is from the annotation of a GenBank genome assembly.